CCCAUGGCUUCGGUGACUAUGAGAGUCAAAUCAAUUCCGGUCUUCCAGCAAGAGCGGAGUUAUUUGCUGGUUGGCGGGCUUGGUGGCCUGGGACGAGCUGUGGCUUCGUGGAUGGUUGAACACGGUGCACGCAACCUGAUCUUUCUAUCACGGACUGCAUCACACGCAGCUGACAGUGAUUCAUAUGUGCGGGACCUGGAGUCGCAAGGAUGCCAGGUCCAAUUGGUGGCUGGUAGCGUCUGCGAGCUCGUGGAUGUCAAGAAGUGUGUUGCGCAGGCCACCACCCCGAUCGCUGGCGUCUUGAACAUUUCUAUGGUGUUGAGGGACAUUUCUCUGACGAACAUGACAAAUUCUGACUGGGUAACUGUUGUGAAGCGCAAGGUGCAAGGCACUUGGAGCCUACAUAACGCUCUCCCGUCUGAUCUGGACUUCUUCAUCCUCAUUUCAUCCUGCAGUGGCAUCUGUGGGCAGUGGGGCCAGGCAAACUAUGCUGCUGCCAACACCUAUCUGGAUGCAUUCGUGCAGUAUCGCCAUCAUUAUGGUCUCCCAGCCUCCGUCAUUGACCUUGGUGUGAUGGGCGACGUCGGUUUUGUGUCUCGCAACCCGAACGUACUAAGGCAGUUCCAGAAUAGCGGAGCCUUUGUACUCAAUGAAGACAUGUUCCUGGAGGCGAUGACAUUGGCUGUGUAGCAAUCUCAUCCACUUAGAACUAGAUUUCCUAUCAG
Molecule: messenger RNA, 725 nt
Organism: Aspergillus uvarum CBS 121591
Lineage: Eukaryota; Fungi; Ascomycota; Eurotiomycetes; Eurotiales; Aspergillaceae
Product: beta-ketoacyl reductase
Exons: 2
Coding region: 4-690 (228 amino acids)
Biological process (GO): secondary metabolite biosynthetic process; fatty acid biosynthetic process
Molecular function (GO): fatty acid synthase activity
Source: RefSeq, a predicted model, not a curated record